Messenger RNA from Heterobasidion irregulare TC 32-1, 420 nucleotides. RefSeq lists its product as uncharacterized. The transcript has 2 exons. Lineage: Eukaryota; Fungi; Basidiomycota; Agaricomycetes; Russulales; Bondarzewiaceae. The annotation marks the transcript as partial. The record is from RefSeq and is a predicted model, not a curated record.
GCCGCCCAGGAUCUUUUGAACCAGAUCCAGAUUCUUGCCAGCCCUCCAACCAAUGGACGCAAUUUCCUAGUCACUGAUGUUUACGGCCGGGGAACCCACACACCGGCUGGUGAGGCGUGGAAGCAGUCGAUAUUUGACGGACUCAGCGCGUUCCACAAAGGCACGGGAGUCCCUCAGCCGUUGAACGUGGCGUUCGGUGACUUUUCGCGUAUUUGGGAUGGUGUGCUGGGCUCAGAUCCUGGCUAUGAGGCCUUCGGGUACACCAGCACUGAUUCCUGUGCUGGAGACACAACAGAGGACUCGUGCUCAGACCCCAAGCAUUAUUUCUAUUGGAUUUCCGGACAUCCCUCUAAUGAGACCAUGCGCAUCAUGGCUGACUACGUUGAAGAAGUGUUUGUUGGUUGUCACCUGGUUGAUUGA